UGGCCACAAUAACGUGUCAACCCUCCGUCAAAAGAAUGAUAACAAUAAUAAUAAUGAAAAAUAGCUUGCACGUUUAAAAAGUGUGUCAUCCCGUAGCGAUCUCAGCAGCUGAUUGACAGGUCGGGUUGUCAGGUGUGCUCGGUUGCUAAGAAACCGCACCGGAAGGCCGGAAACGAAGACGUUACACUAUUUUCAUCAGCCAGUUAUGAUUAUUUUUCUUAACCGUUGCUUUCUCGGUCUUCUAAUAAAUAACAAAUAAUACUCGGGUGGGGUUUUAAGCAACCGAUUAACGACCAUUGACCGUUUGACUUUAUUUUGUAUUAUUUUUCUCCUCCAUAUCAAUUUAGGCUACGUUCGGACCGUCGGCUGUUGGCUGGGGAGAGUGUGAUGCGCUAAUGGGGCGAAAGAAGUGCGGAGUCAGUCACACUGACAGUGGAGUGGUUCGUCACCAACGAGAUACACCCAUAAAGACAGCGCUGAGCAGACGACACAGGCACAGGAGACUUCUGCCGGACAACCAGUAUGAGGCCCUGCCGGAGGAGACUGAAGUGGAGGAGACGAUCGUCCCCACUGACAAACCAACCAGCCCAGUGUGGUGCAAAUCUGUGUCGCACAGAGUUGUCUCGCCGGCCUCUCCAACUAAUAAAAAAACUGGCUACCAUGUGUCAGCAGCACGGCACACAACCAUUCACAUGACCCCUGACACAGACGCUUUUAAAGGUGGUGAAAUUACAGUUAUGGAAAAACUGAAAAAAAGGCAAAACACGGCAGAGACACCCGAAAGCAUUGCAUCUUCUGGCAUGGAGACAGACUCAACUUUCACCUUUGAUGAUGAUGUGGAAGACACCUCUGCCCCUUCGUAUCUACGAAGCUUACCCUCACCCGAGAUCUUCAGGAAAGAGAAUUAUGAGGAAACGUUGACUUUCCCCAUUGACGAGGAGCUGUUGGAUCUCCAUCUUCCCAUAAAAAACUCCACCUUGUUGGAUGUGAGCGACGCUCAGACCAUCCACAUGCACGAUCCCCCAAACAUUUCUACCAUCACUGAAUCCUCCACGCUUCUCACUGAGACGAACUGUGCGAUCAGAAACGACAGAGCACCUGAACCUGAGACUAAAAUACAAAGAAAAUCCCUUAAAUCAGAUAAUCAGGCAAAAACAUGCAAGAGGAAAACCCCAAUUAAACUCACAAACAAAAGGCUCUUUUUGUGCAAGAAGAAAGUGUCGUUCAAAACCCCCGUCAUUGCCGAGAUCCUCCAAGCAAAAGAUGUCCCUGCGACCAAAUCAACCGUUCACAUCACCAGUGAGACCGCCCACACACCCGGCCCGGCCGAGCGGACGAGGCCCGAUGCAGAGACGUCCGGAGCUGGUGAGACGACCUCCGAAGACGGCACGCUGCGUCUGAGGGUGACGCUGAAAAGGCCUGAACAGAGUAGCCCGGAGAAAGCCAAGUUCUUUGACUUUGUCAGCGAUAGUGACAGGGAUCUGUUCUUUCAGAGGGCGAGAAGAAGGUGCGUCAAACUUCAAAGUAUUACUCUAUUUCCUGUCACUGCUGCUGAGAACACGGACGCUUCUGUUCUGUGACAAAAUAUUGUUUGGCCUUUCUCGCAUUAAUCUUGAUCUGUGAGGCCUGUAUGUGGAAUGUCCUGUUAAGGAACAAUGUAAUUGUAGUUUAAAAAAGGGGUACAAGACUUAAUGUCCAAAAUUAAUUUUAAAAGAGUAAUUCUAAAUGUAUUAUUUAAAAAGCUACAGCCUGUUUUUAAGUUUGUCUGCUCAACAUAAACCUUGUGAACAUUAUCUAAGUGACCUUUUACAUUCCCCUGAUUCUCUGACUCCAUACAAACUGUCCUCCCAUGGGCUUUAUUUUUACUAAGCAAAUUAAUAUAACCGUUCCUUUAAUUAUAUAGAUUUAUGAAAAUGCACUAUUCCCCCCAUACACAUUGUGAGCUCUCAAAAUGUGUGUGUGUGUUGCUAUAUAACCACUAGAUGUCAGACCUGUAUUUGAUUAAAUAAUCAUUUUUUUCCUUUGUCCUGACGGUGAUUGUUUUUCCUGCUUUAUAUGUGUAGUAUAAAUGUUGUUUGUAAUCAUAUGUGCAUUUCUAUUGAUUAUUUUUGACUGCUUGUGUCCAUGCUGUAAAAUAGCUUCAUGUAAAUUGUUUAAUUUAUACUAAAUGUUUAAUGUGACCUGAAUAAAAACUAAAUGUAAGGCAUUUUUGGGGUCUUUGUGUGUGCUUGUGAU
This is a messenger RNA of Scophthalmus maximus (turbot), 2235 nucleotides long. RefSeq lists its product as uncharacterized. The record is from RefSeq and is a predicted model, not a curated record. The transcript is spliced from 8 exons. Lineage: Eukaryota; Metazoa; Chordata; Actinopteri; Pleuronectiformes; Scophthalmidae. The coding region runs from base 396 to 1580 and encodes 394 amino acids.